AUGGCAUGCUUCUUGAGCUUGCCCGCUGAAAAUCGGAUUUCCAUAUAUGAGGAGGUUUUAGGCGCAGGCCAAACCUUCUUCCUCUUCCACGGCACAGGCAACCAAGUCAAUGCUCUUGCGCCCACCAAUCCCCGGAGAUGGAGCGCGUUUCUCUUCACCAACCACCUUAUAUACAGCGAGGCCAGAGAAAUCGUCUACGGCGCCAAUCGCUUCGUCCUUUUAGACGUGACGCACACACAGACGGAGCUAUUGCACAACUUCCUCGGUGGGAUCGGGCCUGCAAACGCCUCCUUGAUCACACACUUGGUUAUCAGUUUCCCAGUAAUGGAGAGGGUAGAGGCCCAAGAGGCGGAAUUUGCAUUGAAGGGUGAUAGCAUGCGUGCUUUAGAGCUUCUUCGAGCGCAGUGCACGAGGCUGAAGACUCUGGAACUUCAGGUCAAUCGCCAAAAUUCCAGUGGUUUAACGGAAGAGAAGGACUGCGAUUCAAAAUUCGCUCGAGACGCAUUACCCCGGAUCAAUCAGGAGCUGAAAGGCAUUUCGUCGCUGGAGCGAGUUGUUGUAAAAGUCUAUGAGAAGGCACUCAUGCCUUCUGUGGAGAGUGUCAUGCAGAAUUUUGGAUGGAUGGUCAUGUUGAAUUUGUAUACGAUCCUUGACCCUCCUUUGAUAUAG
Clonostachys byssicola is the source of this 669-nucleotide messenger RNA. The record is from the annotation of a GenBank genome assembly. Lineage: Eukaryota; Fungi; Ascomycota; Sordariomycetes; Hypocreales; Bionectriaceae.